This is a messenger RNA of Hyaloscypha bicolor E, 2198 nucleotides long. RefSeq lists its product as uncharacterized. The coding region runs from base 108 to 2093 and encodes 661 amino acids. The transcript is spliced from 6 exons. The record is from RefSeq and is a predicted model, not a curated record. NCBI's taxonomy places the organism in Eukaryota, Fungi, Ascomycota, Leotiomycetes, Helotiales, Hyaloscyphaceae.
UUCCUUCUUUAAUAAAAGCACCUCUCCUAAUCAUCUAUCUCCUCGUCAACAAUCUCUUUAUCAAUCAACUCUUCGUCACUUCCACAUCAAACAAGAUCAUUUGCACAAUGGCUUGCGAUCCGACAACAAAGAAAGCUAAGAAGCGUGCAAGAGAACACGCAGCUGCGGCAGCAAAAGUUUUCAAAAACCAUGACCCGUUGUGUGGGAAGACUUGGGCUGUCACCGAAGAAGAAAAGCAAGCUGCAAUUGAUCGGGGAUUGGCCUGGGGCAACGAAAAUGGGGCCAUCAGAGUUGCGCAUGCUCCAGAUUCCCAAGCUAAUCCAGCGGUCUUGGAGGGAGGUUGGGGAAUAGGUGGAGUGGUAAUUUCCAAGACCGAGCCAACUGGAUGGCCGGACGGUAUCAGCACAAAAUACGAGGAGGGGAAAAUUCCAGAGUGGAUUGACACUACCCCGCCUAAGACUGAGGCAGAACUGCUCAAGGAGAGAGUCGACAAGGCUUUGGUUGGCUGGCCAUGGAAAGGCACUCCAUCAAAGUUGGCCUCCACGGCACCUUACACAUUCAACGAAAAUGUCCAGUUCACACUGCCAAAAGCAACUCAAAGCUCCUUUUUGUUUGUCAAGCUAUUCAGUAACGAUGUUGUUUUGGAGAAGGUUUGCCAUCUGCUUUUCCAACAUCAUGACGCUGCCUGGAAGUUCUCUGCGACCUGCAAGGAAGCAUGGAGAAUCAUGAGAUGGAAUAUAGAUACGUGGGACAUGACUGAAGGUUACUUUCAUAAUUGUGAAAGGCCGAGAACUGGUGAGGCCGCACCCAAAGAUCCAUUCGACCAAGGAUCGGUCGCCCCAAUUGUUAUGGUUACUCCAGUCAGACGCGAGACCGGCCCGGCAACAUAUGUUGUGCAAAUGCAAAAUCUUCAUAAGUUGUGUGUAUCCAUCAACAAUUUUGCCGAUUACUUCCAGAAUCUCCAACUCCAUCGAGUCCCUUUCCUAACCACAGACCUUCUCAGUCUCCUGAUUCCUAAGAUGAGGAAUUUGAAGAUCCUGGGGAUCUACAAAUGCCAGUUGGUCCAUGUUGGGGAGACUAUGAAGCUUCUCGAUAUUAUCAAGACCGAUAGACCCCUAGAGCGGGAGAACCAAGUAUCGUUGGACUUUUACCCCAACUUCCACCUAGGUCCAGUCGAGGAACCGGGCAACCCAUACUCCGUUGGAGCUUAUGGUGUGACCUGGGACAAUUGGAACUUUGACACGACUCGGGCCGUCUGGUGCCUAAUAAUUCAGAUUAUUCCCAAGGCCCGAAGCCAAGGCAUUGAUUUCGAAAGCAAGCACAGCAUGUUUCGGCAAUGGAUGGAGCAUGGCCCUUGCCACGAAAUUGAAGAGACAAUCGCUGCAUUCAUGACUCCCCUAGCACACGACAAAGAUAAAUCAAACGAGAAGGCCAUGAAUAUUGAGACGCUCAAGAAGGUUGCUGCUAUGGUCAACUACCACCGAACAGGUGGGAAAAUUGAAAAGCUGAAGCAAGUCAAUCGACUAGGAGGAGGUUCCUUGGGAAAGGUCAAGCAAAAGCUGGAUAAACCAGGAGAGGCCGAGAUAGAUCCAGCUCUCUGGGCUAUCACAUCUCAUAAGUGUACCACCUGUAAAGAGAGUCUUAUGGGAAUCUUCUUCUCAUACACUCACAUCAUGGAACGCCAGACAGGUCUGAGCCCACACAUUUCCUGCGCCGGCUGUCUACUCAAUGGUGUCCUUCGCAUGGAAGCCGACCACUACAAGCAAGAAAAGAGAGAUAUCAUGCGGUCUUGGCUUGUCGGUCCUGAUGGGUUGAACAAAGAUGAUCUUGGCAAGGCGCUUGCAGACUACCACAAUCGACAAAUCGUACUUCAAGCCAAGCAGCUUGCUGAUCAGCACAUGACGGAUUCGACAACUGGCUCUGACCCAUAUGACAAAGAAUUCAAUGAGCGGCAAAAGCCUAUCACUAUGAAGGAGCGAAGUGGAAGGACAACCGCACUUCAAAGGUCUCCAGAAAUUUAUAAUCAGGCACCCGGUACAGGCUAUGAUUACAUCAGAGUUGAAAGAUACGAUGGGCAUGGCCUUGGCCACUGAGCUGGUGAAGAAGGACCGGGUUGAGUUUGCUUUAUGAAACUGCCUUCUAAGCUCUCAAUUCCUAAACCUCAAUCCUUACCUCCUCUACAACAUCCAGAUCUCCCG